Molecule: messenger RNA, 3207 nt
Organism: Ruditapes philippinarum (Manila clam)
Lineage: Eukaryota; Metazoa; Mollusca; Bivalvia; Venerida; Veneridae
Exons: 4
Coding region: 1141-2700 (519 amino acids)
Source: RefSeq, a predicted model, not a curated record
UUUGUACCAAUCAAAUUAUUUUGUAAUCCUUCAAAGAAUGGGCAAGAUAUGAACCGGACAAAUCCGGAUGCACAGAUGGUUGUCAAAAAACCUAUCAUGUGACAGAGGUGCAAAAUGUAACAGCACUAUACAGAGAAAUGAAAGCACUAAUAGUCUAGUAAAAAUAAAAUAUGACCCAGAACUAAUUGCAAAAGUUUUGAAUCUUUGUUCAUUGAAUAGGUCUGGUAUAUAUAUAUGUCAGAAAAAAAGUUGCACAUAUAACUCUGUGCACAACUUUUUUUACAAGCGUUCAAAGUUCACGAAUUUUAACUUUAUAUUUUAAGACCCGAACUGUACACCAUACACGCAGUUUUUUCCUAUGACGUAACAAUAUUACGUAGGCACGCGCGUCAUUGAAAACUUGUCAUAUGAUUUCGUGAAACUUCCGUCGAAAAAUAAAUAUCAUUUUUCAUCAACAAUAGCGUUUGGAUGGCAAAGGUAAGUUUGUUUUGUGUAUUUUACAUUUACUUUUAUCAUUUAUGCCUUUUUACUUUCACAAUAAGUGCCGUAGUUAAAUAUAACUACGAUUUUAUGCUAAAUAUUUUUGGAAAUAAACAGCAAACCAAGAUCACCGAUAAAUCUUAGGAAUUGAAUUUAUUCUGUUCCUAAAAUAAACGAAAUAUAUAUAUAUUUUUAAGAAGACGAUGUUAAUAAGACAUAUUUAAUAUGAAAACUUUGUAUUUUCGACAUUAUAUUGUUACUUUGAAAUGAACAGAUUUCACGAUUUUUUAAUCUACGGAAGACAAGACGGGACAUAAUUUACGUCGUGAAUAUGCAUCUUUUUAUUAUAACAAGGUAUUUUUAUUGUAUAUAAAACAAUAUUCAGAUUUAUAUAUAAAUUUAUAUUUAGAUAUAUAUUUUGCAUAACUUAACAUGUAAAUGUACAUAAAUAAAAUCAAUACUUAAUUUCAGAAAGGAAAUCCAUGAUUUACACACCAACGGUCCUAUGAUGAUAAUCCAAUGUUCAGCUCUCUCUUGUAUCAAGAUGAUACAUGCCACAUUACCAAACCAUGCUCAUGGAACGAACAAUGAUAUGAAGGGCGUUGAUUUUCGAAACCUGUUGUGCAUUUCUGAUUCCGGCAUCUACAAUUAGAUAUCAACAUGGCAAAGUCAACAGAUACUACGGCGUGUGUAUUUUGUGCACAGGAUAUCCAGAAUGGGUCCCAAAUUGUCACUCUCAGAGAGAAGGGAAGCAACAGUAUAAACCAUGCCAGCGAUCUGAGGAAUUCAAGUAUACGAACAAUUCCAGGCCAAAUUGUGCACCAAGACUGUAGACGGGAUUUUAUUCACAAUAGAAACAUUUCAAAUAGUUCCAAUGUUAAGUGUAACCAAGUUGAAAGGCCUUUAAGAUCAAAUGAUAACUUUGCUUUUAAGUUUAAUUGCUUAUUCUGUGGUAAGCUUGCUAAAGUUGCAUCUGGUAAACGUAGUUUAGAUGUUUAUCCUGUAAGAAGUUUUGAUUUUCAGGAAACAAUACAACUCAAAUGUUCUGAGAGAAACGAUUCGUGGGGAAAUGUUGUUUUAAACAGACUGUCGUCAGUUUUGGAUUUGCCAGCGGCUGAUGCAAUAUAUCACCAGACAUGUAACGUCAACUUCCGAACUGGAAAACAUAUUCCAAAACUGUUUAUGGAUGGUGAACCAUCAGUCAAAAAGAGUCCCGGAAGACCGGAAGACAAAGCUGUACAAGUCGCAUUUCAGAAAGUUGCAUGCUAUUUAGAGGAAAAUGUUGAUGUCCUUAUUCGUCUACAAGACCUCGUGCAGGUAAUGUCCAACAGCUGUGGGGAAAAGGCAUACUCUGGAAAGCAUUUAAAGAAGAAACUCAAAGAUCAUUUUCAAGACUCCUUGAUAAUUACUUCGUGUGAAGGAAAAGAUGACUUGAUAUCCUUAAAAGAAACAGCUUCAUCUAUUUUACAUACAUUUUACAAGACACAAAGAAGUGAAUCCGAAGAGGAACAGAAAAAUAUUAUAAUUGAAACGGCAGCAAAAUUGAUACAACGUGAAAUUUGCGAUGUUAAGGUUUCAAAGGAAUACUAUCCAUCCUUUGCUGAUGUAUCUUCAGUUGACAAAAACUUGAAUUAUGUCUCAGACAGUCUGCGGUUGUUGCUUCAACAUAUAUUUCCUGGAAAGGAUAUUGCUAUGAAAACGGCUGCUAUAGGACAAGCCAUAAUGCAAGCUUGCAGACCUAGAGCAUUGAUGUCACCUCUCCAAAUUGGCCUUGGAGUACAGCUUCACCAUCACUUUGCAUCAAGGUUUUUGAUUGAUACACUUUUCAACAUGGGGUUUUGUUCUUCGUAUCCCGAAGUCAUGAAAUUUCAAAUGAAUGCCGCUGCAACGCUCAAUACUGGCAUUGCUUCAUAUUUUCCAGGAAGAUUUUUACAGUUUUGUGCUGAUAAUGUUGACCAUAACAUAAGAACAUUAGAUGGGCAUGGAACAUUUCAUGGCAUGGGUAUAAUUGCUUGCACUGCUCCUGGAUCAAAUGUUAGUGUUCCAAUUCCAAGAAAAGAAGUUACCUACCAAGAAAUCACUGAUCUUGGAAGAAUUCAGAUUAAGUUCUUCCAUCAAUAUAAAUCUGAACAAAUGCAAAUGGUUCAAUUUGAAUCGCUGUCACAAAAAGAGGAAAUUAGCAUUUGUGGAGCUUUUGACACUUUUUCUAAAGUUAUUUAGCCAUUGAAACCAUCGAGACCUUCCUGGUCAGGAUGUAUGCAGUUGUACGAUACGAGCACAAGUUCAGUGUUUCCAGGGAAAUCAGGGAUAUCAUUUCUCCCAAUGAUCGAGUCCAAGUGAUUUGACUUGCAUUUAUUCCCCACUUUCCUUCAUAUGUGAUCUAUCUCGAAAGUAUGCUGUCACGCCAGUCCUUACGUUUGAUCAACCGCUAUUCCAGAAGGCAACACAUAUCCUCAACUCCAGUAGUCAUGACUUAGGUGGAAAUGUCGUAUUAAGAUUAGGAGCAUUCCAUACUGAGAUGAGUUUCUUGGGCACUACAUUGUAUUGGUAAUUUGAUGUCUGGUUCAGGAUUACAAGUCAUGAUGCAAAAUGUUUAUGCACCAAAUGAAGUAACACAUAUGCUAACGGGCAAGGCCGUUGCACGGGCGACUCGAUGUCAUUUUCUGCUUGAUACAGCAUUACAUGCAAUACUGAUGUCUAAAUUAUAGACACACAACCGCCUAACAA